Molecule: messenger RNA, 2184 nt
Organism: Hemiscyllium ocellatum (epaulette shark)
Lineage: Eukaryota; Metazoa; Chordata; Chondrichthyes; Orectolobiformes; Hemiscylliidae
Product: hyaluronidase PH-20-like
Exons: 8
Coding region: 1-2184 (727 amino acids)
Biological process (GO): carbohydrate metabolic process; hyaluronan catabolic process
Cellular component (GO): acrosomal vesicle
Molecular function (GO): hyalurononglucosaminidase activity
Source: RefSeq, a predicted model, not a curated record
AUGGAGCAUCUGCAGUCAUUGUCUUUAACUUUGUUAAUCACCUGUUCUUUCAGGAUUCCAUCCACCCCUCCCCCUCUCCCCUUCCCCCAUAGCUAUUGUGACACUCCUCGCGCCUUUGGGGCAAAUUACAAAUACUGUGGUGCAAUAAUGAGACUUAAUGGCUACAUCAACAACAGAACCCACCCUGUUUCCAUGGCAAUUAUCCAGCUGGCCCUCCUUGUUUCCACCGGCUUCAAUCAAGCACUGCAUCAAACUGUGAAUCCAUUGAUAGAGAACUCCCCGUUCACUGCUCUGUGGAAUGCACCCGUCGAACUAUGUGAGAGCAAGUUUGAUGUUGCGGUAGAUCUAAGCCUUUUUGAAGUCAUCGGUAGCCCUUUAGAAACAGCAACAGGACAGCCCAUCACGAUAUUCUACCACAAUAGGCUUGGUUAUUAUCCAUACUAUGAUGAGGUAACUGGAGAGUCAUUCAAUGGUGGUAUCCCCCAGCUGGCACCCUUUGAUCUUCACUAUGCAAAGGCAGCUGAAGAUUUUCAGUAUUACAUUCCUUCAAAAGAGCUUCCUGGAAUUGCGAUAAUAAACUGGGAAAACUGGCGGCCUCAGUGGAUAAGAAACUGGGACCAGAAAGAUAUUUACAGGACAAAAUCGGUCGAGUUGGUUAAGCAACGAAACCAGUUGUUAAACAUGAGUGAGGUAAUUGUAAUUGCCAAGAAGCAAUUCGAAGAGCAGGCAAAGAACUUAAUGUUAAAAACUUUAAAAUUAGGCAAGUCAUUAAGACCGAAUCACUUCUGGGGAUAUUACUUGUACCCGGAGUGUUACAACUAUAACUACAAGGACAAUAAUAGUAACUACUCAGGGAGUUGUCCUGAUAUUGAAAUAGAUAGAAAUAAUGAGCUUCUCUGGCUGUGGAAUGAAAGCACAGCACUGUUUCCAUCCAUCUACCUGCAGACAAUGCUCCGAGCUUCAGUCAAUGCUGCUAAGUUUGUACGGCACCGGAUUCAGGAAGCAAAGCGAGUUGCAUUGCUUUCCAGUCAGGAAUAUUCACCACCUUUGUACAUCUACACGCGACCCGUUUUCACCAAUGCCGCCAAUGAAUACCUAUCUGAGAUUGACCUUGUCCAUACCAUUGGGGAGAGUGCGGCUCUGGGAACAGCUGGGUUUGUGUUGUGGGGCAGUUUGAGUAUGACUGAAACAGAGAAUGUGUGUUUGGAGGUUGCCAAUUAUGUUAAGGAAGUCCUGAAUCCUUAUAUUCUUAACGUGACAUCUGCGGCGAAGCUCUGCAGUAGAAUACUGUGUCAGAAGAAAGGACGAUGUGUCCGAAAGAACUGGGACUCCCCCGAUUAUCUGCACUUGAACCCUGCAAGCUUCAGAAUCAGUCAAAGUGACAAUGGAUACACAGUCAUGGGACGGGCUUCCUUUGAAGAUAUUCUCUUCUUGGCAGAAGCGUUUACUUGCCAGUGUUACGCAGGGCAGAAAUGUGAGCCUGCCAGUGAUAUUGUGAACCAUAUCACUGAAUUGGAUACCUGUGUUAAUCCUUAUAAUUGUAUCAACUUCAAUCCUUAUACAAAACCAUCCACCAAAUCAAACAUUAUUGAUCCAACUUCAAUCCAAGUCUGCGCUCUGGGUCCACACAAGGUCCACGGUCUGGGCCCGCACAAGGUCUACUCUCUGGGCCUGCCCAAGGGCUGUGCUCUGGGCCCACCUAAGGUCUGCGCUCUGGGCCUACCCAAGGUCUGCUCUCUGGGCCCACUCAAGAAGAUCCACGCUCUGGGCCCACCCAAGGUCUGUGCUCUGGGCCCACUCGAGGUUCACGCUCUGGGCCCACAUAAGGUCUGCACUCUGGGCCCACCUAAGGUCCACGCACUGGGUCAGCACACGGUUCUCACUUGGACCCCAUCCAACGUCCAGGCGGUGGGCAUGCCCAACAUCUGCAGUUUGGAUCUGCCCAAGGUCUGUGCUCUGGACCUGCCCUGUGCUGUGAGCCCUCUCAAGGUCCGUGCUCUUGACCUCCCCAAGGUCUGCGCUCUGAGUCUGCCCAAGGACUGCACUCUGGGCCUGCCCAAGGUCUGCGCACUGGGCCUCCCCAAGGUCUGCGCACUGGGCCUCCCCAAGGUCUGCGCUCUGGUCCUCCCCAAGGUCUGCGCUCUGGUCCUCCCCAAGGUCUGCAGUAAGCCCACUCGGGUCUGA